CCGGCGCACCCGAUCGGCGCGGCGCCGGGCGGCCCGAACCCGAACCCGAACCCGAGCCCGAGCCCGGGAGGCGGAGGCGGGAGGAAGAGGCGGCGGCGGCGCGCGGAGACGUUAGCGACGGCCUCGGCAGCAUGUCAGCCGGUGGAGCGCCGGUUCCGCCGCCCCCGAACCCGGCCGUGUCGUUCCCGUCGCCCCGGGUCACCCUCCCCGCGGGCCCCGACAUCCUGCGGACCUACUCGGGCGCCUUCGUCUGCCUGGAGAUUCUAUUUGGAGGUCUUGUCUGGAUCUUGGUUGCUUCCUCCAACGUUCCUCUACCAUUGCUACAAGGAUGGGUCAUGUUUGUCUCGGUGACAGCCUUUUUCUUCUCCCUCCUCUUCCUGGUCGUGUUCCUCUCUGGUAUGGUGACUCAGAUCAAUGCCAACUGGAACUUCCUGGAUUUUGCCUACCAUUUUAUAGUGUUUGUCUUCUACUUCGGAGCCUUUUUAUUGGAAGCAGCAGCCACCUCCCUUCAUGACCUACAGUGCAACGCAACCAUGACUGUGCAGCCCCUCCUGAGUGACAACCAGUACAACAUCAACGUCGCGGCCACGAUUUUUGCCUUCAUGACGACAGCUUGCUAUGGUUGCAGUUUGGGUCUGGCUUUACGGAGAUGGCGGCCAUAACACUCCUUGGAAACUAACAAUUAUGUGUCAGUUUCCCGCAUCAACUCUGUAUGUGUGAUCCAUUUGGAUAGCAUUUUGUCCAAAUGAACAACAUUCUAUAAGUAAUUUGCUUGGUUGGGAGGAAUCUAAGUGAAGUUUUGUGUUUAUUUCAUGGAUGGGAUUUUAACUUUAUUAUAUAUUAGAGAAGUAGUCUUUUAUUUUACACCUAUCUCUUUAUUCCUAAAAAAGAAAGUUCUCCACUAUGUUCAUAAAAUACACAGAUACUUUUCGUGAAAAAAAUAGUAUCCCUUUUGUUUUGUUGCUAAAUCACCUGGCCCUUAAUAUUAGUAUCAUAAUAAGUAUCUUAACAUAUUUCAAACAGACUUCCCAUUGAAUGUCUGAUUUCAACAGGAAUGGGUGCACUUUUACAACAAAGUGGGCAUAUGGUACUUAUUUAAGCUUCACAGACCAUCUAGUCUUUGUCACAGCCAUUCACUUCUUCUGUGGCAACAUGGGAAAAGCUAUAGACAGUAUGUAAACUAGUAAGUGUUGAUGUGUCCUAAUAAAGCUUUACUUACAAAGAUAGUGGGAAGACAGAAUUUGGCCUACAGUCUAGUUUGUCAACUUCCGGUGUAAAAUUUUAGAUGACCUGUUUUGUUUUUGUUUUUUAUGAUGUAACUGAUCAUGAAAAAGUGUAUAAACCUCAUUAGACAAGCCACAUUGUAGGUAGUAUCAUUCUGCAAUAACACAUUUUUGUUAAUGAUCAAAUAAUUACCCUUUGAAGGGCAUAUACUUACUUUCUCAAGCUAAUUCCAGCAUGCAAUGGGUAUAGGAAAAGACAAUUUAUGAAGUGAACCCUAGUUGUUUAAUUAAACUAAUGAUAUCUUAACAGCUGUACAGGACUCUCCUUGGAGAGUUCUUAACACAGGAUCCUCCGAGACUGUUAAUCACUACUGGAACUGGAAUCUAGCUAUUUAUGUCUUACUUUGGUUUAUUUAUGCUUCGGAACAGUUGUUUGCCCUGUGCAUGAAUAGAUGAAUAUUUAUAUAUAUGAAGCUUUUCCAAAUAGAGCUCUCUAAAGAGGUAAUUUCUAAUUAACUUUCUGAGUUAAAUUUGAAUACACUAUUAAAUAUAACAUUAUUAAAUAUAAAUAUAAUAUAGAGAUUCUUCUAUGUUUUGAUAAUAGUCGAAAUGUGUACGAGGUUUGUUGUUGUUGUUGUGAUCUGAUGACAGAUAAACAAAAUAAGUUGAAAAGAGGAGCUAGCACAAAAACUUGUUUCUUGCCAAAUAGUACAGAGAACAAUUUUAACCCACUUGUAGAGGCCCUGGUAGUGGAAACGUACCAGAUGGCUUGAAUGGAAGAAUAAGUUGGGGUUAGGCUACAGUCUUCACACAAAACUGUCUACACAAGGUACUUCCUAUUGCCAUAACAGGGCUAUUUCU
This is a messenger RNA of Perognathus longimembris pacificus (Pacific pocket mouse), 2084 nucleotides long. RefSeq names its product mal, T cell differentiation protein 2 (gene Mal2). NCBI's taxonomy places the organism in Eukaryota, Metazoa, Chordata, Mammalia, Rodentia, Heteromyidae. Gene Ontology annotation, biological process: myelination. Gene Ontology annotation, molecular function: structural constituent of myelin sheath. Bases 132 to 662 code for a protein of 176 amino acids. The transcript has 4 exons. Gene Ontology annotation, cellular component: membrane. The record is from RefSeq and is a predicted model, not a curated record.